Messenger RNA from Cavia porcellus (domestic guinea pig), 3120 nucleotides. Its product is annotated as glutamic acid-rich protein. Bases 16 to 1896 code for a protein of 626 amino acids. Lineage: Eukaryota; Metazoa; Chordata; Mammalia; Rodentia; Caviidae. The transcript has 3 exons. The record is from RefSeq and is a predicted model, not a curated record.
GAAUGGGGAGCGGGAAUGGGUUUGUCGGGUUGGGGGCGAGGGCAGACGGCACUUUAUUUGGCGGCAGGGGUGCCGUUGAAGUUUCCAGUCUGGGCUGCGCGGGAGCUCCGGGGUAAGCCGUUUAAGGGGCCGAAGGGGCGCAGCAAGGCCCGCGGCCAGGGCUCCCCGGGCCGCGCCACCGCCCCCCACAAGCGUUGCCCGCCAGAGCCGCCUUGCCAGGGGGCGCAGGUUCAGCGAGAGAAGGAGAAACUAUGGAUGCCCUGGAAUGGGCUCAUUGUAAUUGGGAAGAGGAUAGAGCUCCUGGGAAGAAACACGCCAAGGCCUAGAAUGGGAGACCCGAGGUUUGAGGCUGAGUACUGGAGAUCAGAGGACGUGGGAAAGAUGGUGUCCAAAGAGAAACCAGAAGUGAGUCUGGAGGAGAUGGACAUGAAAGAUCCGCAGAGCUUGGCAAGCCUGUCACGGACUUUGGCACACCUCAGGAAAGGUGCUCCAGGAGAGGAGGCCGAAGGGAAAACAGGGGCUGAACCUAGUGCGGAGAUGAUAGCAGAGUCUAGGAGAGAAUCCGUGUCCCAAGAAAGGCCAGGGAUGACAGUGGAGGUGAGGAGGGGAUCUGCGUCUGAAGAGAGGUCAGAACUUAGGCAGGAAGAGAUGGAUGAGAAGGGCCUGCCCAGCAUAGCAAGUGCAUCACAGACUUCUGCAGACACGGGGAAAGACCAACUGAGAGAGACUGGGGAAAAGCAAGAAGAGAGAGAGGAAACCGGGGCUGAAGCUGGUGGGGAGGUGAUAGAAGAAUCUAAGAGGGAAUCUGUGUCUGAAGAGAAGUCGGACCUGACAGUAGAAUCCAGGAGGGGGUCCGCAUCUGAAGAGAGGUUGGAGGUGACAGCAGAGUCCAGGAGGGGAUCUUCAUCUGAAGAGAGGUCAGAGGUGGCAGCAGAGUCUAGGAGGGAGUCUUUGUCUGAAGAGAGGUUGGAGAUGACAGCAGAGUCCAGGAGGGAGUCCACAUCUGAAGAAAGGUUGGGGUCUCCAGAAGACAAGUUGGAGGCCAGUGGAGAGGAUGUAAGAUCCAGAGGGGAUCAGGAUGAGGAGCUGAGGUCGAGUGGAGAAAGUCUGGAGUCCAGAAGAGAGAAGCGGAAGCCCGCUGGAGAGAAGCGGCCCAUUAGAGAGAGGCGUAGGUCCAUCAUAGAGAAGCCUAUGUUCAGGGCAGAGAGGCGAGGGUCCACUCUUGAGAAGCCCAUAUUCAGGGCUGAGAGACGGGGGUCCACUUUUGAGAAGCCCAUAUUCAGGGCAGAGAGGCGGGGGUCCACUUUUGAGAAGCAGGGGUCAGUUGCAGAGAAGCCAGUAUUCAGGGCAGAGAGGCGGGGGUCCACUUUUGAUAAGCCGCCGAUAUUCAGGACAGAGAGGCGAGGAUCUACUUUUGAUAAGCCGCCGUUAUUCAGGACAGAGAGGCGGGGGUCCACUUUUGAUAAGCCGGUAUUAAGGGGAGACAGGCGGAAAUCCAGUGCAGAGAAGUCAAAGAUGCGAGAGAAACUAAGGCUCAAUAAAGAAAAUUUGAGAACUGGUGAUCAAAUGACAUUAGCUAUGGAGGAGCAGGAAUCCAGCGGGGAGAAUUUGAAGGAAGGUUCAAAAAUGGAAAGCGUAAGUGAAGAGAACAUUGAAAAAAUACAAGAGGCUACUAGUGACGAAAGAGUGAUUGAAGUUACCAAUGAGGAGAUGGAAAUUCCUUUUGAAAGUGUGGAAGAGAUAAAUGAGAAGCUGAAAGAGAUUGAAGAAAAGGCGGAAUCCGAUGAGGACAUCUUGCCUGAAGAGGAAGAAGAAGAUGAUGCUGGUGAAUCAGCUUUUGUGGGCAAGAAAGGUAUGAUAGAGGAAAUAGAGGAACUAGAAGAGGUCAGUGAAUGAGGCAGUUGGAGGACUGAAGCUGAGAGAGUAUUGAAAGUAAAAGAGGAAGAGUUACAGUCAAUCACCACAUUAUGGAUGCUGGAGGAGUAGAAAUGAGAGAGGAGAGCAGAGUCCUAGGAGAGAAGAGUGGGAAUCGAGACAGAGUUACUGGGCCAAGAAGAGUGGUGGAGAGAGAAAUGGGAGCAUUUUGAAAAGACAAGAGUGGGUGAUAAUGGGUAAAGAAAAAUCGGAUACUAAGUUCUUGAAAAACUGAGAAAUGAACUUGAGAUGGGCUAGAAGAACAUGACUGGGUGUACCUGGUGGAGAAGGAUGUCCAGCAGGAGUACCCAGCAGGAAGAGAGCAGGGCAAAGGAGAGAUACUGGGCGGAGAAGAUGAAGCCGGCGGAAGUGAGUGAUACUUCUGAAAGCAGCUCCUGAAAAAUGAGGGGCUUCAGAGUGACGAGGAGAGGAACCAAGCACAUUAAGAGGUGGGAAGAAAAAUCUGUGCCUUCCUGAGACCAUCACACCCAGCCUCUUCUAGUGACUCUGCAAGCUACGGAAUUAUCAGCUCUUAUAUGAGAGGCCUGCGUGGCACAAGGUUAAUGCUUGGGGAAUUUCCGUUAUGUGAAAGUCCCCUGGGUUGCACUGUACAGUGUACUAAUUAUGAUCCCAAUAACCAGAUUUCUGGAUGACAUUUUCACCUGGGAUAUCAAGACACAUUCCACCCAGGCCACAGAUGGACAAAUGAAGACAGAGACACCAUGACAAAGGCCAGCCACUUUGAACCAUUCCAGAUGCCAGGAUCCUACCAGAGAACAAAAUGGACCCUGUUAUCUUGGAGCUUACAUUAUCAUGGAAAGAAACUCACACAGAGAGUCAAUGUGUAAAAUAUUCUGAGAAUUUGGAAGAAAAAUCAAGCAGGGUAAGGGUGAAAGAGGGAAGCAGGAAGGUGAGCGCCUGGAGGGAUGGCCUUUCUGCUGAGGAGCAGAGGUUUGCAGGCAGGGAGGAGGAGCAAGAGCCCAGCCUGGAGUGGGGACUGCCCUGGCCCUGGCCAGUGGGGCUGGGAAACCACUUUCCCUGUGUGCAUGGCCCAGGGCUUGGGGCGAGGAACCAACAAAAGCAUUGAUGUGAAAAGCAUUUGUGUAAACUAUCACGCACUGCAUACAAGUUACUGUCUUUAUGUUGAUUUCCUCAAAUAUUUGUAGAGUGUCUCAAUCAUCAAGGAUUAUAAUUGUUAUAUUGCAA